AGGAAAUGUUUAGGUUACUGGCAUGAAUCCAAACUUUGGUGUCUUAGUUCUUGUAGCUUUUACUGAUUAGCAAAGUGUCUGUGACACUAAAACUGCUGACUUCCCAAUAGGAAGAGAGUCACAUGACAGGGUCAAAAUACACUCAAGAUAACAAUGAAAUGGAAAUGACUUCUGUUUGGAGGCCUCCAGACAAACAGUAUACACAUUCCUACUUCUGUUUUUCAAGGACUUUGUUAACUCUCUGCUGCUUAACAUAGUUUGUGUGAAUUGCACGUACUGUAAUAAAAAUAGAAAGAAAGAAAAUGAGCCUGGAUGUGUUUAGCCUCACGCUCGCAAUUGAAAACCAGCCUGCUGGAAAUGAAAAGGAUGAAUUACAUUUUUGCUGCUUGGAAUCCUGUGGGAAAAACCUGUAUGUUGGAACAAAAGAUUGUUUUGUGCACCAUUUUGUUUUGCCUGACUUGAGCCAACCGGGGAACGAGAAAACAUGUCCACAACAAAAGGAGGUUAAGAAGAGACACCUUGGAAUGAAGAGGCCUAUCACGCAGCUGAAGGCCUCACCAAUACUGACCCAUCUGCUGGUGCUCUCUGACAGUUCCGUCACUGUACUGAACAUGUUUAGUCUAGAACCCAUCCAAACCAUGCAGAAAAUCCGCAAUGUUGCACUGUUUGAAGUGAAUGAGAUAGCUGCGUUUACAGACCCAGUGUUCGUUGAGCUGUUUGUUGUGGCCUCGAAGAAGAAAGCCAUUUCCAUCUAUGCUGUUUCAAUUGACAAAUGGGAGCGUGUGAAGGAAGUGCCAUUUCCAGAGGAGCCCCUGGCACUGGCUGUGGAUAGAAGCUGUCUCUGUGUGGCAAUGUCAGAUCGGUACAUCCUUCAUAAGCACACGAGUGGAACUACCAAAGAGCUUUUUCCGUAUGAUAAAGUGAAACAAAACCCCAUAGUUAAAGUGGUUGGGAGAGGAGAAUUUCUUUUGAAUGGACCAGGAUCCUUGGGAAUGUUUGUUACAAACUGUGGCAUUUCUCAGCGUCCACCUCUACAAUGGCCAGAGCAGGUACACAUGGCUGCUGUAUAUUUCCCAUAUGUUGUAACACUGGACAGUGAAGCUUUAAGAGUUUACAGUAUUCUGGACCAGCAACAAAAACAGCUCAUCCCUUUUCAGAAAGGAUGUAUUCUGGUGUCAUCACAAGAAAGAGUUUUUGUAUUGACCAGCAACGAAAUCUACAGCCUGAUACCAGUUCAAAUAGAAGAGCAAAUCGAAACCUUAAUGAGCAGGGAGCGGGCUUCUGAAGCUCUGGAUCUUGUCAAAGGAGCACGUGCUGUCAUUCCAAAAGAUAAAUACAAGGCAGUGUAUCAGUAUGUUCUUCAGCAAGCCGGAUUUAUAAAGUUCUUCCAGGAAUGCUUUUCUGAAGCCAAGGAACUUUUCAUCAAAGGCCAUCUUGACCUUAGAGAAGUCAUUGCCUUGUAUCCCGAUUCCCCGCCUCUCAGUACAACCUUUAAACAGCCUCAUCCCUCAGUGUGCAACAUUAAGGAUCUCAAUCAGAUGAAAAAGGAAGAUCCUGAAAGGCUUCAGCGAUACAAACAAUUUCUUGUGGAUUUCUUGAGUGCAAUCCGUCUGACAGAGCAGGCUCAGCGCUGCAAGGAACAGGUUGACAAUACUCUGCUGAAACUGUACGCAGAGAGUGGGAGUGAAGAAUUAAUCCACUUGCUGUCCUCUGACAAUGCAUGCCAGCUGAAUGAGUGUGUUCACUGCCUAGAGAAACACCAGAGAUACUUUGCUUUGGGCUUCCUUUAUCACAGCCGAGACCAGGAUUACAAUGCUAUUCAGACAUGGAUUCAAAUUGCUGAUGGUUACCUUCAAGAAUCUACACAGAAAGAUAUCCACAGACAUAUAGUGAAGUUCCUUAGCUUUCAACAGAAAAGAGAGCUUGUCUGGAAAUAUGCUGAUUGGGCGGUACAGAAGAACCAGGAGGUUGGAGUACAAAUCUUCACAAAGCGUCCUCAGAGAGAACAGGAGUCUUUCAGUUAUGAAGAAGUCAUUGGUUUUUUAAAGCAAUACCAGCUGGCUUUAAUGCUAUAUCUUGAGUAUUUGGUUACUGCCCGUAAUUCAAAGGAGGAGAGACACCAUACCCUCUUAGCAAUGUCAUACCUUGAGCAGUUACUGGAAAAGAAAGACAGGGACAAAAUAACUUUGUUUGGAACCAGGACUAAAUUGCAGGUCCUGCUCCAUGAGUCUUCCUUUUACAAUGUUGCCGUUAUACAAGACAGAGUACUGGAUACAGAAUUGCACACAGAAAUAGCAAUUCUGUACAGCAAACAAGGAGAGCAUGACAAAGCUCUGUGGACCUUGGUUCACAAAGAGCAGGAUUUUCAAGCAGCAGAGAGGUACUGUCAGAGAAACUCGGAAGGCAAGGACAAGGCCUUUAGAAGCAUGCUGUUCAGUACUCUGCUUAAGAUCUAUCUGGAUUCAACCACCUGCAACAAAAAUGAACAAGUGACUGCAGCAGUGGACCUGCUGAACAAUAACGUGGCUGUCUUUGACCUCAUCAGUGUCCUACAGAUACUUCCUGAUUCCUGGUCACUGCAACUGGUAUCCAGGUUUUUGGUUGAGUCUGUGAGAAUCAGUAUACACUACCGGAGAAUGGAGAGCGUGGAGAAGAGUUUAGCUCAAGCCGAACACCUUAGGUACAGGUAUUCAAGGGCUAAAGCUACAGAAGGAAUCGUCAAAGUAGCAAAAGAAAGGACAUGUCAAGUGUGUCACAAAUCUUUCACAGAACCUACAUUUCUUUGGAGCCUGAGUGGAAUAUUAACGCACACACACUGUGCACGCAGAUAAAACCACAGCGGUCCAAAAUUUUACUUCAGGGAGAUGAGAAAAAAAGAAAACUAAAAAAGACAAAGACCCUGAAAAAUGCCAUUGGGAUAACCUGAAGAAAUCUUAACAGAACCAUUAGCAGGCCACAUCAGCAAUGGCAACACAACGGAUCUGGAACAAACAAUGCACAGUGAAAUCAACGUGAUAGCACACUGGUACCGAUGAAGUACUGAAGCUGCGGUGGUCUACAGGAAUAAAGGUUUUAACAACAAUGACUUUUUAUGUAUUACUCCCUAUAAUACUCAUUGUGUCGCCAUGGCACUGUCAUACACUACUCCUGGCCUACUCCAUCACUCUGAACUAAAAGGUGAUGUAAUACAGUUCUGUAAAAGAGAUUAUCCUGAAAGAAUCAUAAUAACCACUUGUUUAAUUAUAAUAUUUAACAUAGCGUGUAAAAAGUAAUUCUUGUUGUGUGCAUUCAACUAUACCAAUAAAUGCCAUAGCGAAGGAUGACUGGUUUAAAAAAUAAAACAAAUAAUGAAGUGAUUGAUCGUCCUGUGUUAACUCUGUAAACUUAUAAUGUGAAUAUAAAUAAUGUGGCUCAAACUAUAAAUAUAAAUAAUGUGGCUCAAACUAAAUCUGAGGAGUGUUUAGACUUUUCAGUGUUGCGUGCUGAUAAUAAAUUGAAUCCUCGACGGUAAGAAUUGAAGAAUAAAGGUAGUUUUAAUGAUGAUUAUACUGUUGUACUAUACAUGGGGCAUAUGUUACUUGUGUUUAUGUAUUCCCUUUUCUGCAUUUAUUUUUUCAGAUAUUUUAGGCUUUUUGUAGACAGCCAAAAAUCUUUUUCAAUUCAAUUUUAAUAAAUAAAUCUGGACUUUAACUUUGGAACUGCAAUAUGACUGUGUUUUUUCUAAUUUGGCCCAAAAUAAUUCUUCUUUUCAUUUUUCAAGGUAUCAAGGACGUUUUUUGUUACGGUUCCCGUUCUUUAAACUCCCUGGUUAUGAUCAUUGAGUGUGAAUACGCUCCAGUGCCAUCACUGCUGUCCUGAUGGAUAAGCACUAAGUAAACGGGACACUUUGCUGUUCUUUAAACUCCCUGGUUAUGAUCAUUGAGUGUGAAUACGCUCCAGUGUCAUCACUGCUGUCCUGAUGGAUAAGCACUAAGUAAACGGGACACUUUGCUGUUCUUUAAACUCCCUGGUUAUGAUCAUUGAGUGUGAAUACGCUCCAGUGCCAUCACUGCUGUCCUGAUGGAUAAGCACUAAGUAAACGGGACACUUUGCUGUUCUUUAAACUCCCUGGUUAUGAUCAUUGAGUGUGAAUACGCUCCAGUGCCAUCACUGCUGUCCUGAUGGAUAAGCACUAAGUAAACGGGACACUUUGCUGUUCUUUAAACUCCCUGGUUAUGAUCAUUGAGUGUGAAUACGCUCCAGUGCCAUCACUGCUGUCCUGAUGGAUAAGCACUAAGUAAACGGGACACUUUGCUGUUCUUUAAACUCCCUGGUUAUGAUCAUUGAGUGUGAAUACGCUCCAGUGUCAUCACUGCUGUCCUGAUGGAUAAGCACUAAGUAAACGGGACACUUUGCUGUUCUUUGAACUCCCUGGUUAUGAUCAUUGAGUGUGAAUACGCUCCAGUGCCAUCACUGCUGUCCUGAUGGAUAAGCACUAAGUAAACGGGACACUUUGCUGUUCUUUAAACUCCCUGGUUAUGAUCAUUGAGUGUGAAUACGCUCCAGUGCCAUCACUGCUGUCCUGAUGGAUAAGCACUAAGUAAACGGGACACUUUGCUGUUCUUUAAACUCCCUGGUUAUGAUCAUUGAGUGUGAAUACGCUCCAGUGCCAUCACUGCUGUCCUGAUGGAUAAGCACUAAGUAAACGGGACACUUUGCUGUUCUUUAAACUCCCUGGUUAUGAUCAUUGAGUGUGAAUACGCUCCAGUGCCAUCACUGCUGUCCUGAUGGAUAAGCACUAAGUAAACGGGACACUUUGCUGUUCUUUAAACUCCCUCAUAAAGAUGGACUCUUGAAAAGACCUUUGCAUGAAGAAUGCAAUAACAUCAUAAAAGUUAACAGGAGGCUCAUUAUGAAGGUGAGGCUGGAUUGUACUUUCCGUAGUGAUUCAAUGCAUUUUCAGUGUUUUAUUGUGCAUCACCAUGGAAACUGUGCAAGUCGUGUACUGUGUCUACAUUUCACGCCUGUCACUUCUUGCUUCUUCUAUAUCUCUAGUGGUUCAAGGUUUUUAAAGAGUGUACCCUGUGUAUAAGGCUAAAGGAUUUUGAAUAAAUACAGUUUUCUAUUGACUUUAAAAGAAUGCCAGCUUAUGAAAUGAUAUGAACCGUGACACAGCAUCCGGCUGGCUUUAGGUAUCCUCUUGUACUUCAGUAAUCUGUGCAUUUGUUUUCUGUCGUAUAUGUUGCUGCAAGAAUAUAAUCACUUGUUAGGAAAGACAGAACUUCACUACAACUGAUUCACAGCUUCUCCCACAGAAACAACAGGUCAGUCUCACCAAAAAUACAUUUACUCAAACUGUGCAAUUCACACUCUGAAUCACGCCAUAUUUAAAUCCCCUGUCAGAUUUUUUCUUGCAUUAGCAAGUAGAAUCACAACCAAUAUCUAGUAAGAAUAAAUUAACUAAAAAAAACUAAAAAAAAACUGAAACACUAGAAAAUCAACGAAACAAUCAAUAUCAUCAAACACUGUAGAGAGGUUUGGGCAAGAUAAAUGCUGUACAGGAUAUAUUCUUGGUAAAAGUAUGACUAUGAGGUAAAAGUAUGAGGCCCAUACUGCAUCGUUGCAAAUGUCUGCGAUAGAUGCGACCUGGAAUAAUGCCCAGGAGGUUGCAAGGCCUCUUGUGGAGCGACCAGUGACCUUUUCUGGUGGGAGCAGGUUGGAUAGAUCGUAUGCAAUCCUGACCGUGUCUGGAAUCCACCUCGACAGCCGCUGUUUAGAGAGGGCUUGUUCGGGGAACUUACACCCAAAGCAAAUAAGCAAUUGUUUGGAUUGCUGCCAAUUGCCCUAACUAGAC
Messenger RNA from Acipenser ruthenus (sterlet), 5833 nucleotides. Its product is annotated as transforming growth factor-beta receptor-associated protein 1. Gene Ontology annotation, molecular function: protein binding. The record is from RefSeq and is a predicted model, not a curated record. The transcript has 13 exons. Bases 303 to 2831 code for a protein of 842 amino acids. Lineage: Eukaryota; Metazoa; Chordata; Actinopteri; Acipenseriformes; Acipenseridae. Gene Ontology annotation, cellular component: membrane; cytoplasm. Gene Ontology annotation, biological process: intracellular protein transport; autophagy; endosomal vesicle fusion.